GUACCUCAUAACUGCUUUGUUCAUUCAUACUGAAGCAGAAUAGGGAUUCCUAGGGUUGUGUCUCCCCAUAAAACGAAUCUCUUUUUCUUCUCCUACACUAGCCAGUCGCCGCCGCCACCACCACCACCACUCUCCUCUUCUAAUCGCCGAUUAGGGUUUUGAAAUCAGAUCACCUUUUUUUUUUUUUUUUUUUCAUUUCUUGUCUUUGGUUACUUGAACUAUUAACUGAUAAAUUUCAAGGGUAAAACGGUUCUACAUUGAUAUGAGUUGUAAAACUAUGAAGCGAUCGAGGAGAUCCAACAGGGUUUCUUGGGCUCCUGGUGUUAAUCUUUGUCAGGUAAAGUUGUUUUUAAUGGGAGAUUGUCCUUCCAAAGUUGCUAUUGAACCUGAAGUUAGUCUAAAUGCAAAAUCAUUAUGGACAUUGCAUCUUAGUGGUGUGGACACAGAUGGUCUUCCUCCAGGGUUUAAUGGGGGUAAUUCUUUGACUAAUAUGAAGAAUGAAAUAUCACAUAUUCCUCGGAUUCAGUGGAAAUGUCCUCCCAAAUUUGCUGUGAAUGCCAACUGGCAAGUUGUAGCUGGUGAGGAAAGUGAAGAGGUAGAAGCUCAGAAGUUUCGAGAAAUUAAAGUGCUUGAAGCAGUUUAUCCACGUCCUUCUGCUAUCCCUCCUAGUCCCUCUGUUUCGUUGGACAUAAAGGCUGAAAACUAUGACGAUAGCCAGACUACUGUCAUUCCUAUAACACCUAUUGAAGAUGAGGAGGAUACUGAUGUACCAUCUGAUUUUCCAGCACAAGCAAACAUAUCUCAUGGUCUCUUUGUAUCUAGUACUCCCAACACUACUCUACAUCUUAAUGGUCCAGUGCUAGAGCUGCCUGCUAAUGAAAGACCACCAACUGUGGCAUCAACUGGUCUAAGCCCUGAUAUUAUGCUAGCUGCUUCAGCUGUCUUCACUACAAUUAUGAAAAGCAAAGAGCUGGGCGGUAUGAUUGACCCUGACUUGCUUGUCAAGAUUCUCAGUGACCCAAAGACAGUUGAGACUCUGGUUAAAGAUCAUGGGGCGCCUUCUGCAAACACAAGUGCCCCUGCUACGGCUGCAAAGGCUCCAACCUCUUGUGGGUUAAGUGCACCCCUAUUUGUGUCCAAGUCAGUGACUGCACCAGUUCCUCGCAAUUGUCGAAAACCUGCUCUGGAUUUGCCACCAAUACCAGCAAAUAGAAACCCAAGCCAUUCACCAAGCGGGGAUAGGGUGCUACCUACAUCAAGUAUGACGACUAUGCCAGCAGUUCCCACAUCCAGCCUUGGAAUGAAUGCGGUAUCAGCAUCUAGAACUGCAAAUGAUAAUGUUUACUCUACAUCAAACAGGAUGCAGCCUGCUCAACCAAAUUCCGUCCCAAAGGUUCAGCCCACCAUCAGUACAACUCUAGUACAGCCAAAAUCUGCCACUGUUCCCCCCUUUGCAGCACCUGCGAGACCAAAUUCCGUUUCAAAGUUUGAGUCCACCAUCAGGAGAACUCCAGCGCAGUCUAAUUCUGUUACUGUUCCCACCUUUGCAGCACCAGCGAAAGUAAAUCCAGUGAAAGAUAUUAACUACAUUAAGAACCUGAUUAAGGAACAUGGGAGAGAAAAGCAAGAGAAACAGGACUUUAAUAUGCUGCAAUCCUCCAGUCACCAUCAUAAGAACAUGCAGGUACCGGUACAGAACUUAAAAUCUGGACAAUCUGGACAACUGAAAUUAAAGAAACAAAAACCUUGCAUGUAUUUUGGCACUCCAAGGGGAUGCCGAAAUGGUACCAAUUGCCCUUAUCUGCAUGACUUGUCUGGUGGUGAGGUAAUGGAAGUCCCAAAUGCCAAGAGAAUGAAACUGAGUAGUGAAAUAAGAGGAAGGUAGAAGGCAGGGCAAUUAUUUUAUGUACAGGUUUUUCAGCUGAAGAGCUGAGCUUCAGAGAGUGAGUAUAAUUCCCAGGAUUACGAAUGGGUCAAUUGUGAAAUAUUUUUAGUAGAAAUCUGAAAAAUAUUUGUUCAAAAUUUAGCUGAAGAUCAAGUGGGAACCGGGAAGGCCUAAUAUAAAUUACAAAACCAG
Molecule: messenger RNA, 2077 nt
Organism: Rubroshorea leprosula
Lineage: Eukaryota; Viridiplantae; Streptophyta; Magnoliopsida; Malvales; Dipterocarpaceae
Source: the annotation of a GenBank genome assembly